Messenger RNA from Penicillium expansum, 510 nucleotides. RefSeq lists its product as uncharacterized. The record is from RefSeq and is a predicted model, not a curated record. NCBI's taxonomy places the organism in Eukaryota, Fungi, Ascomycota, Eurotiomycetes, Eurotiales, Aspergillaceae. The coding region runs from base 1 to 510 and encodes 169 amino acids. The transcript is spliced from 3 exons.
AUGGGACAUUUCUCAGUUUCAAGAUCAAAUCAUCCAAUCACUAGAUAUAACGCCGGUGCUCGGCGCGUACUUCAAACUCAUCCCAUACAUUCUUUUUUACCCCGUUUGGACCCUAGAACCACACAUUUCAUGAGUCCGAUGGCUAUUUUUGGACCUUCUGCUUUCUUGGAACCCUUAACCGCUGACCCCGCGAGUCCUGAAGCAGGAACAGUCACCAACAAGCUAACCGUUUUAGGGAAUCUGAAGAAUGAUAUUGAAGAGGAUGCAAAAUAUAGUAGCAUCUUAACGCGCGACAGUCCGAUGAAACCGCACUAUGCCGGACUAGAACCCCGAGGAGGGGCAGUUUCAAGGGCCUUGUUGUUCAACAUGCCUGUCUUCAGGCACAAUGUCGGCAGUUUCGCGUUUCAUCGAGUGGAUGUGCCUCUGAUCGGAGACCAGGAUUCCAAAAAAAGAUUCUCAAGCUCCGUAGGCGUUACAAUGGGGCUCUUCUCCAUGUUUCAUCUUUUCUAG